GUGGUGGCGGACUCGCAUUCGAGGAGACGCAUCGAGACGCAGCAACUUCAGGAUAAGAUCUACAAGCCUCUCAGGAAGCAAGCACUAGAGCACGGACUGUGACAAUCCCGAGCCGUCCGCUUCGAAGCACAAUUUCACCCGCUUGUCAUAAGGCACCCAUGCACGGCGCAUUACACAUGGCCAUUACCUAUGCUGCAUGCCAGAAAAGAUCUACUCCUUGUCACCAUGUUGCAGAUUCGACCGCUGUACAAGGGCAAGCCAUCAAACGCAGACAUGUUGCCCUCAAAAUUCAGAACGAGGCAUAUGUAGAGCUCCUCGCGCGCAUCCAGACAAGCCCUGACAACGAGUUGCUCGUGAUCACUCGGCGCAUCAGAAUGGGCGUCGAUGUAGAGAGUGUCCUCACCAUGUCAGAUACGGAGGCUACUUAUGCAAUUGAGUGUCGAGCCAGAAACGAGGCUGCGCUACAACCUUCCCUACAUAGACUCGAUGCCUGCGUUUCUGUUGGUUCCGGACAACAAAUACCUCACCACUCCCCUGUACGAAGCGAUGCUCAAGCCACCCAACUCCUCGUCAGACCUCGUGACCUCUGAGCAGUCGCCACCGAGCAGAUAUAUGGAUCCCUAC
Messenger RNA from Didymella exigua CBS 183.55, 624 nucleotides. RefSeq lists its product as uncharacterized. Lineage: Eukaryota; Fungi; Ascomycota; Dothideomycetes; Pleosporales; Didymellaceae. The record is from RefSeq and is a predicted model, not a curated record. The transcript has 2 exons. The coding region runs from base 159 to 590 and encodes 143 amino acids.